CCCGGAACUCUCAUUGCUUUCGCCCUCUAUGACUCCCGUGGGCUAAUUUGCGCAGCUCUCACGGCCACCAUUGCCCGACGCCCUUUUUGCCCUUUGUCUCAGCUCACUUGGUCCUCCAGAUGCCUGCGGCCUCAAGGCACCUAGGCAUUGUCAUUCUCUUCCAGCUAUAGCUCAGCCAUGCGUCCUUCACUCCUCAGGCUGCUUCUCCUUUCGUUGAUAUUUAAGCAAUCACCCUGAUAAUCACUGCAUUAUCAUCUCAACCACUCCGUCAAUCACCCCUUUCAAUCACUGUCCUCACUUCCACUCCACGACACACCACCGAUCCAAUGGCGGUACAAUCCAAACUUGAAGGCCCGACAAUGCGCGGCCCUAGUACUUACUAUUACUGCUGCCAGUGUGGAGACGGCCCACAAAACAUCACCAUACAACCCUCUUGUAUCAACUGUGGCCAUAAAGGGUGCGAUGGAUGCAGUUCAGAUAGCAAGGAGUGUGUUGACUUUGACGACGAUCCUCGCCUACCAGGUUCCACGCCUGUCAUGUCUUUCGUCGGCAAAGUUCUAGUCAGCGCUUCUGACUCCUAUGGUCACAAUUUGGCCCCGAUGCCGUCGCCUAGGCCUACUAUACCCACCAUUGACACCGUAUCCAACGAAAUCCGCGCCCAUCACCACAAUCUAUUCGAUCAUCAGUCGUUUUCUACCGCACAUCUCCCUGUGCACCACACUCAUGGCAACGACUCAAUCCCUUGCGGAGACCCGACUGAUGGUGGUAAGGGCUGGGUCUGGUACUGCUGCAAAUGUGGCGAUGGCGGUCUGGGACCUAUGACGGUGGGAUGCCCAAUGUGUGGGGAAGUGAAGUGCAAAGACUGCAAGAUCGAGUAUGUUUAGUGAUUGAGGAGGUCCGCAUUUGUCACAAUCAAAUUGCUGUAGCGUUUCUUUUCGGCGAAUUGUAGGCACAAUUGCAAGCGCUUUUGAAGGUCUUUUGAGCAUCCUUGAGAGGAGCAUCUGUUCUGUGCCUGUAAAUGGGUGGCUACAGAAUCUCCGGUGUUUAUGCACAUCCUACCGCGCAGAGUUCUCUUUAUCCGGACCUGGGUUUUCUUUAAGUUCCUAUUUGUUUUGAGCUAUCGUUGAUUUGUCGAGCAUGUUGGGAAUCUCUUUGGCGUUUCAGCAAGCAAGCAUCCUGGUGGCGCCCUUAUCUCUUUAAGAUUCACUUCCCUCGCGAGGCUGGAUACCUGGCAUGAAUUAUACCUGAUUGACA
Messenger RNA from Mytilinidion resinicola, 1254 nucleotides. RefSeq lists its product as uncharacterized. Lineage: Eukaryota; Fungi; Ascomycota; Dothideomycetes; Mytilinidiales; Mytilinidiaceae. The transcript is spliced from 3 exons. The record is from RefSeq and is a predicted model, not a curated record. The coding region runs from base 360 to 884 and encodes 174 amino acids.